CGGCAGCAGAGAAGGGACGCGAAGAAACAAAGAAUAUGGGAGUCACAAAGGAGCAACUCGAAUCUACUUUAAACUCUAAGCUCAAUCCUCACCAUCUGGAGGUAACUGAUACAUCAGGAGGAUGCGGGGCGAGUUUCGUUAUCGACAUCGUGUCGGGACAAUUUGAAGGGAAAAGGUUGCUCGAGCGGCAUCGGUUGGUGAAUGCCGCUCUGGGGGAGGAAAUGAAACAGAUCCAUGCUCUCUCCAUUAAGAAAGCUCUGACCCCAGAACAAUGGAAGCAACAGAAAGAAUCUGAAAAAGAGAAAUCAGAAUCUGCAGCUUAGAAAUAACAAUGGUUUAUAUAAGUAUGUUAUGAGAAAGUGAUGAUAGAUUUAAAUAAAAGCAUACCAAAUAGCUACUCAAGUACUGAUCUAAGUCUGAUUCUGUGUAUGAAACCACUUCUGCUUUUGAGUUUGUUGUGAUGCGGCAUCUUCAGAUAACCACGUUUGUUUUGUAGGAAAAUUUAUAAGGAUAUCCGGGAAAAUUUAUAAGUGGAUGCCCUGAACACGAGAAUCUUGGAAACCCGUGUUUCAAAAGGGCAUCCAAAACUUGUAAGAUGUCUUCCGUAUGGGCAUCCUAGGAUACCCGGACAUCUCAACAUCUUCGGGUACCUUACAUUCCCACAAAACAAACGUGGGAAUCUAGAUGCCUGUCCAACGGGAAUCUCGGAUUCCCACAAAACAAACGGCCCCUAAGGACUGGGGAUUUACUUGUCUUUGUAUCGUUCCAUUCGAUCUUUUAGGUCCCUACUUGACCUCGACGGUUAUGCCACGAUGCAUUAUUGUUGUUAUAUUAGACUCAAAGGAUCGUUCUUCAAAA
Messenger RNA from Momordica charantia (bitter melon), 858 nucleotides. Its product is annotated as BolA-like family protein. The record is from RefSeq and is a predicted model, not a curated record. Gene Ontology annotation, cellular component: cytosol; nucleus. Gene Ontology annotation, molecular function: 2 iron, 2 sulfur cluster binding. Gene Ontology annotation, biological process: protein maturation; intracellular iron ion homeostasis. NCBI's taxonomy places the organism in Eukaryota, Viridiplantae, Streptophyta, Magnoliopsida, Cucurbitales, Cucurbitaceae.